AUACCUCGUCGAGGGUCCGUAUCUUUGUGCAAUCAUCAGACGUGCUCUUGAAAUCACACCACGAUGAACUUUGGACAACCUUUGACUCCCCAACAAACUGCGAUCUACUUGCGUACCCUUCCUGCGAUUCGAGAACGAUGCAACAAGGUUCAUGAACUCGCCAAGCGAGGAGAGCUGCAAUACUUUGAAUAUCAUCCUGAGAAAGAAGAAGAUGUGGCUACGUUCUGCUUGAGUAUAAUUCAGCAGGACUUUGGCACGAAUUAUGCCUCAAUUCCUCCUCACGGUCGCUGGAGACAUCUCGAUGCCGGCCGUCCUCGUGUAGAACCUCUGGUAGCCAAGUGGAAAGCCUCAUCUAACCCACCGGACACCAAAGAGACAUGCCGACGACUCAUCGAUCUCUUCCUAGUCUCCGUAUUGCUCGAUGCUGGUGCGGGCAAUACUUGGACUUACCUCGAGAGUCAGUCUGGAGAGAAGUUCGCUAGGUCCGAAGGGUUGGGCGUGGCAAGUAUCAAUAUGUUUGAGGAGGGAUUCUUCUCUGGGAGUGAUGCUAACCCGCAUCAAGUGGAUGCGGAAGGCCUGUCGCGUAUCACGACUGAAGCAACCGCUUCAGCCAUGCAAGUUAGUGAGACUAACCCAAUGGUUGGAAUUGAGGGCAGGACAUCUUUGCUUCAGAACUUGAGCAAAGCCUUAAAAGCCAACCCGACCUACUUUGGUACUGAUGCACGUCCGGGAAACCUUGUUGACUUCCUGGAAAGCGAGUCGAAAGCCGACGCCUCAGGACGAAGAGUUCAUAUCUCUUCCCUCUGGGGUGCACUCAUCGAAGGUCUUGCACCUAUAUGGCCUGCAACCCGUACGACCCUAGGCGGUAUAUCUCUGGGUGACGUAUGGCCUUGUGAUGUGUUGAAGCCUACUGUUGUCAACGAAGGUGAUGAGCUGGUUCCCUUCCACAAGCUCACCGGCUGGAUCACAUAUAGCUUGAUCGAACCUCUUGAGAAGAUCCUACACUGGAAGUUUGAUGGUAUUGAGGACCUGACUGGUCUUCCUGAGUAUCGAAAUGGUGGUUUGCUCCUCGACCUCGGCGUUCUGAGCAUCAAGGCGGGAUCCAUUCCUUCUUCCUUCUAUCCUGAUCCUUUUUCUGGUAUUCCUCGCUUGCUACCGUCGCAUCCUGCCAUUGUAGAAUGGAGAGCACUUACUGUGAUUGAACUUGACCGUAUUGCCGACGCAAUUCGCGCGAAGCUCGGUCUUACUCGUGAACAGCUUACACUCGCUCAAGUGCUCGAAAGCGCCACUUGGAAGGGCGGUCGAGAGAUUGCCAGACAGAAACGACCUGCAACAGGUGGACCACCCAUCGACAUUGAGAGUGAUGGAACGGUUUUCUAGAUAAUUCAGUGGAGACAAAUAAGUAAGGAAUCCAGGUAAAAGGGUAUCUACAUGUAUAAGUAGCUACGAACAUACAAAGCAAUAGGUGGAUGGAUUAUGUAGUGAUACAAAUUGAGCACGAGGUGUACAGUAGGAAGUCCGAAGACGAAAACAGAAGUGUGAUGCUAGU
This is a messenger RNA of Somion occarium, 1549 nucleotides long. Lineage: Eukaryota; Fungi; Basidiomycota; Agaricomycetes; Polyporales; Cerrenaceae. The record is from the annotation of a GenBank genome assembly.